GCGCCGCGCGGGAUGCGCUGAAGGGCAGGCGGCGCGGCGGCGGCGGCGAUGAGUGCCUCUGCGGCCACCGGGGUCUUCGUGCUGUCCCUCUCGGCCAUCCCGGUCACCUAUGUCUUCAACCACCUGGCGGCCCAGCACGAUUCCUGGACAAUCGUGGCGGUUGCUGCCCUCAUCUUGCUCCUGGUGGCCCUGCUGGCUCGUGUCCUGGUCAAAAGAAAACCACCCCGGGACCCACUCUUCUAUGUGUAUGCGGUGUUUGGAUUCACCAGCGUGGUGAGCCUCAUCAUAGGCCUGGAACAGGACGGAGUCAUUGAUGGGUUCAUGACACACUACUUGAGAGAGGGUGAGCCGUAUCUGAACACGGCGUACGGGCACAUGAUCUGCUACUGGGACGGCUCCGCUCAUUAUCUGAUGUAUCUGGUGAUGGUGGCGGCCAUCGCUUGGGAGGAAAGUUAUAGAACCAUUGGCCUCUAUUGGGUUGGAUCUAUUAUCAUGAGCAUUGUCGUUUUUGUGCCGGGAAACAUUGUGGGGAAGUAUGGAGCCCGCAUUUGUCCUGCUUUUAUCUUAAGCAUACCGUAUACUUGUCUUCCUGUCUGGGCUGGUUUCAGAAUCUAUAAUCAGCCAUCAGAAAGUUAUAAUUAUCCCUCAAAGGUCAUUCACGAAGCCCAAGCAAAGGACCUCAUGAGAAGACCAUUGGAUUUAAUGCUGGUCGUGUGUCUCCUCCUCGCAACUGGAUUUUGUCUGUUUAGAGGACUGAUUGCUUUGGAUUGCCCGUCUGAGCUCUGCCGAUUUUACACGCAAUUUCAAGAGCCCUACCUAAAGGAUCCCGCUGCUUAUCCUAAAAUCCAGAUGCUGGCGUAUCUGUUCUACUCUGUCCCUUACUUCGUGAUUGCGCUCUAUGGCUUGGUGGUUCCGGGAUGCUCCUGGAUGCCUGACGUCACGUUGAUGCACGCCGGAGGUCUAGCUCAGUGCCUUGGGAGGCGUUUCUGCAUAUGCAUUUCAUUCAGAUCGCGCUAUAACCAUGUAGCAGUGUGUCACCCGCUGUACAGGUAAGGAAGCUGAGGCCCAGGGAGGUUAGCGAUCUGUCCCAGGUCACACGCCCAGCAAGGGGCCCUGCUGGUUCCCUGGGGUGGUUUCCCUGUCUCUGAACACCAUGGCUACUAACAAGAACGGAGAGCUGUCACCUUGUAGGUGUCUAUCUCACACCAAAGAUGUCAGAAUUCUGUUGUGCUACCCUGCACUGAGCCAGGGAAACCGGGUUGGAGAACAUUCUGCUCCCAGUCAUGCCUCUCUUCCCCCACUACUCAGUCCAGCCCCUGGCCUCUUAGCACAGAACACUUAGUGGGCGUUCAGUGAAUGCUUACUUCAUUGAACUGGAAAUAAAAUUAUCUAUGGAGGUGCAUUCUUACUCAAAGUACAUUUUUACAAGCUAACAGUUGGCAAGACAAACUGAUCUUAUGAACAGGGAAGAAAAUUAUUCAGUAAUUUUAUCUUCACCCCCUCUCACUAUAAAUAAAAAAGAAACAAAUGAAUCUACCUUGUAAAGUCACUCUUGCAUCUU
Lutra lutra (Eurasian river otter) is the source of this 1561-nucleotide messenger RNA. It is a transcript of the gene TM6SF1, whose product is annotated as transmembrane 6 superfamily member 1. The transcript is spliced from 10 exons. Bases 49 to 1053 code for a protein of 334 amino acids. The record is from RefSeq and is a predicted model, not a curated record. NCBI's taxonomy places the organism in Eukaryota, Metazoa, Chordata, Mammalia, Carnivora, Mustelidae. Gene Ontology annotation, cellular component: lysosomal membrane.